Homo sapiens (human) is the source of this 2605-nucleotide messenger RNA. It is a transcript of the gene HHIPL2, whose product is annotated as HHIP like 2. The record is from RefSeq and is a predicted model, not a curated record. Gene Ontology annotation, cellular component: extracellular region. NCBI's taxonomy places the organism in Eukaryota, Metazoa, Chordata, Mammalia, Primates, Hominidae. The transcript has 10 exons. The coding region runs from base 61 to 2292 and encodes 743 amino acids.
GGGCAGAGCAGGGAAGCCAACCUGAGCAAACACAGCAGCCCGAGUGUUCCCAAGGCCAAAAUGCUGAGAACGUCCACUCCUAAUCUGUGUGGUGGUCUGCAUUGCCGGGCCCCCUGGCUCUCUUCUGGCAUUCUCUGCCUCUGCCUCAUAUUCUUGUUGGGCCAGGUGGGCUUGCUGCAGGGACACCCCCAGUGCCUGGAUUACGGGCCCCCUUUCCAGCCCCCUCUGCACCUUGAGUUUUGCUCUGACUAUGAGUCCUUCGGCUGCUGUGAUCAGCACAAGGACCGCCGCAUCGCUGCCCGGUACUGGGACAUCAUGGAAUAUUUUGAUCUGAAGAGACAUGAGCUGUGUGGAGAUUACAUUAAAGACAUCCUUUGCCAGGAGUGCUCGCCCUACGCAGCCCACCUCUACGACGCCGAAAACACCCAGACGCCUCUCCGGAAUCUCCCGGGCCUCUGCUCUGAUUACUGCUCUGCCUUCCAUUCUAACUGUCACUCAGCCAUUUCCCUGCUGACCAAUGACCGCGGCCUCCAGGAGUCUCAUGGAAGGGACGGUACCCGCUUCUGCCACCUCCUGGACCUUCCUGACAAGGACUAUUGCUUCCCUAAUGUCCUGAGGAACGACUAUCUCAACCGCCACCUGGGCAUGGUGGCCCAAGAUCCUCAGGGCUGCCUGCAGCUCUGCCUGAGCGAGGUGGCCAACGGGCUGAGGAACCCCGUCUCCAUGGUCCAUGCUGGGGACGGCACCCAUCGCUUCUUUGUUGCCGAGCAGGUAGGAGUGGUGUGGGUCUACCUCCCUGAUGGGAGUCGCCUGGAGCAACCCUUCCUGGACCUCAAGAACAUCGUGUUGACCACCCCAUGGAUCGGGGAUGAGAGAGGCUUCUUGGGGUUGGCUUUUCACCCCAAAUUCCGCCACAAUCGCAAGUUCUAUAUUUAUUAUUCGUGCCUGGACAAGAAGAAGGUAGAAAAGAUCCGAAUUAGUGAGAUGAAGGUUUCUCGGGCUGAUCCUAACAAAGCUGACCUGAAAUCAGAGAGGGUCAUCUUGGAGAUUGAAGAACCAGCCUCAAACCAUAAUGGCGGACAACUUCUUUUUGGCCUGGAUGGCUAUAUGUACAUAUUCACUGGGGACGGGGGACAGGCUGGAGAUCCCUUUGGCCUGUUUGGAAAUGCUCAGAACAAAAGUUCCCUGCUGGGAAAAGUUUUAAGGAUCGAUGUGAACAGGGCAGGCUCACAUGGCAAGCGGUACCGAGUCCCCUCGGACAAUCCAUUUGUUUCUGAGCCAGGGGCCCACCCCGCCAUCUAUGCCUAUGGGAUCAGGAACAUGUGGCGUUGUGCUGUGGACCGAGGGGACCCCAUCACGCGCCAGGGCCGAGGCCGGAUAUUCUGUGGGGACGUGGGCCAGAACAGGUUUGAAGAGGUUGACCUCAUUUUGAAAGGUGGAAACUAUGGCUGGAGAGCAAAGGAAGGGUUUGCAUGUUAUGACAAAAAACUUUGUCACAAUGCCUCUUUGGAUGAUGUUCUGCCAAUCUAUGCUUAUGGCCAUGCAGUGGGGAAGUCAGUCACUGGAGGUUAUGUCUAUCGUGGUUGUGAAUCCCCAAAUCUCAAUGGCCUGUAUAUCUUUGGAGACUUCAUGAGUGGUCGACUUAUGGCUUUGCAGGAAGAUAGAAAAAACAAGAAAUGGAAGAAGCAGGAUCUUUGCCUGGGCAGCACCACGUCCUGUGCCUUCCCAGGGCUGAUCAGCACCCAUAGCAAGUUCAUCAUCUCCUUUGCUGAAGAUGAAGCAGGGGAGCUGUAUUUCCUGGCGACCUCUUACCCAAGUGCCUAUGCACCACGUGGAUCUAUUUACAAGUUUGUUGACCCCUCAAGAAUUCCAACCAGGCAGGUUAACAUCCUCACUCUAUGGAUAAAGAAACUGAAGGCUAGGCGAGCACCCCCAGGCAAGUGCAAAUACAAGCCAGUGCCCGUGAGAACCAAGAGUAAGCGGAUCCCGUUCAGACCACUCGCCAAGACAGUCUUGGACUUGCUAAAGGAACAAUCAGAGAAAGCUGCUAGAAAAUCUUCCAGUGCAACCUUAGCUUCUGGCCCAGCCCAGGGUUUGUCUGAGAAAGGCUCCUCCAAGAAGCUGGCUUCUCCUACAAGCAGCAAGAAUACAUUGCGAGGGCCUGGUACAAAGAAGAAAGCCAGAGUGGGGCCCCACGUCCGCCAGGGCAAGAGGAGGAAGAGCCUGAAAAGCCACAGUGGCAGGAUGAGGCCAUCAGCAGAGCAGAAGCGAGCUGGCAGAAGUCUCCCUUGACCUAUUGGUCAAGGUGGCCGACAGGGUGACGUGAGAGAGGAGAGCCACCUCAUCAAAUGAAAGUCACUGCUGAAUAAAGACCUUAGAAGUCUGGGAAGCCAGGGUAGAGGUGGGGCAGGGCGGUUUUCCUCUCCCUGGGAAAUCUUGCUGUCUACUGAAUAAAUAAAUGCACCUUCUCUGUAUGCAGUGCUUCUGUGGGAGACCAUAUCCCAGAUUGCUGGUGCACCUGGGUUAUGGUAAGCACUAGUCCAUGAGCCUGCUUGGAAUCACACUGGAUGUCUCCGUUUUGUCUUGUAAAUGCCUACAACCUGAG